Molecule: messenger RNA, 4196 nt
Organism: Labrus bergylta (ballan wrasse)
Lineage: Eukaryota; Metazoa; Chordata; Actinopteri; Labriformes; Labridae
Molecular function (GO): palmitoyltransferase activity; protein binding
Source: RefSeq, a predicted model, not a curated record
ACGCGCUGACGUCACCGUUCAUAUGAUCCACUCGAACCAAUGAGACGUCCAGCAGGGCGUGAUCUGCCUCAAUCAGUUUUAGCACAAUGUAACGUCCCCGCACCUCGUUACUUUUCAGCGAAAUAUGAUCUCCCUCCUCACUUUGCAUUAAUGAUGUUGUAGCGGUUCGUCCGGGGGAAGCUGAUUGUUUUGUUUCCGUUUUUCAAUUUCGGUCGUCGGAAAUAACAGCGGGUUGCAGAUCCGACUCUGUGCAGCCCGUCACAAUGCACCCGAUGCCUGUGUGCUCCGUUAGCUGUGGAGACAUAUUUGACUGUAUACAGAGGGGAAAUAUUGAACAGUGUAUCUACUUCGUUCAAAAUGACAGAUCAGUCCUCAAACAAAAAGGUUGGGGUGGUUUCAGCCCUCUCCACUACGCUGCCCUCCAUGGUAACCGCGCCCUGGUUGACUUUUUCCUCACUUUCGGAGCUGACCCUAACCUGAGAUGCGAUGCAGGACAGACUGCCUUUCAUUUCGCCUGCAGGCAAGGGAACAUCUACAUCAUACACCAGAUGAUGCAGUACGGAGCUGAUUUGCGCCUCAUAGAUCUGCAGGGGAAAACGUCACUUCAUCAUGCAGUCACCGGGGGAAGCAUUGUUGCAGUGCACUAUCUGUGGGAGACAGGAAUGUUCCGGUUCUCAGACACAGACAAGUACCGGGUGACCCCUCUUCACCUGGCUGCUUCCACUGGAAACACAGAGAUGGUUCGGUAUUUGCUCAAAAACCAGAGAUGUUCUGUGGAUGCAGUUGACCAGCAGGGGGGGACAGCGCUUCAUGUAGCUGCAGAGCGGGGAGGAGUGGAGGUGUGCUGGACGCUGCUGCAGAGGACAGGCUGCAGGAUGCUCUACGAGAAGAACCACAGCGGCCUCACGCCACUGGAGCUCAGCAAACAGGGGAAAACAUUCAGACAUCAGCAACUCACCAAGCUACUGAGUCGGUACAUUAAUGAGCCAAUACACCACAGGCCCACCGAGUCUCAUGUUUUGUAUUAUUGGACACUGUUCUUUCCAUCCCUGGGUGGAGCUUCCAUCCUGCUGAUAGCGGCCAUGUUGGGUGGUUAUGGGGGGUUAAUCUGUGGGUUGCUCUUCCCCUGGUUAGCCCGGAGCAUUUUCACACAGUACCACCGUAUGACCACGUACCAAAGGUUACCCAACCCGAUCUACUUGGGGACCCUCAUAGCUGGCUUGUUCCAUUCCCUUCUCUGCUUCUAUGGGAAAAUAAUGCCGAGUGUGUGGCCAACCAGCGCUCUGGUCCAGGUGUCAAUGGUCCACUUCUCUCUAGUCCUUGGUUUGCUCUGUAAGGUUCUGACUCAGGACCCGGGGGCUCUGGACAGAGCGGACGCAGAUCCUCGGUUCUCCUGCAUCGCUGACCUAGUGGAGAACAACCAGAGCCAUCACCGGUUCUGUCCGUACUGUGAGUUGUUUCCUCCUGACUACACCAAACACUGUAAGCUGUGCGACAUGUGCAUUAGAGACUACGACCACCACUGCCUUUUCCUCAACCGCUGCAUAGGACGGGGAAACCACCGCCUCUUCCUCUUCUUCAUCCUCUCCAUGGUGAUUGCUCACCUUCUUUUCGCCGCCACGGCAACCAGUUACCUGUACGACAGGCUUCCCAGAGGCAACCACAGCCUGUCCAUGUGGCUCAGUCUGAUCGGGGAGGAGUUCUGGGUUGUGGUCAUGAUCGUUUUGAACGCUGUGACAAUCUUUUGGGAGGCGUGGCUACUCCGAACAUUCGAUGCGGUUGCCACGGGAACGACAACUUACUUCAGACAGUGUGAAAGCUCAGCGAGGCAGAGGCCGAUGGCGCAGCGCUGGGUCAUAGUGAUGUCGUUUCUGCUGGAGGGGCGACGACGGGUGGGCAGCGGAAACGCAAGCGAUGAUAAAACUGCCAUAGACAUUUAAAACUGUCGGUUUGUUUUCUGUCCGAGUGAACAGAAUUCAUUCUAUCAUCGAUAUACAAAGAUAUUCUGUGCAUUCUAAGUCUACAGCGUCUGUGAUGUGCACAUUGUGAUAAUAUCCUCUUUAGAUUUAGAUUACUCUCUAAUGCCAUAAAAAGCUUUGUUUCCACCAAAGGAAGUUUCCCACAGGAACUAGGGACUUUACCAAAGGGACUACAGUUAAAAUAAGUUAUGGAGGGGUGCAGGUGGCGCAGUUUUUGGUGCGCGCACCCUAUGUACGGAGGCAGUCCUCCAGGCGGGUGGCCCAGGUUCGAAUCCUAUCUAUGGCUCCUUUACCGCAUGUCAUUCCCCACUUUCUCACUCCCUGAUUCCCAACUCUGUCCACUGUCCUAUCUCUACAUUAAAGGCACAAAAAGACCAAAAAUAAAUCUUCAUGGGAUCAGAUUAUUUGAUCUUAGUAAAAAAUGGGCUGUAGGAAUUUAGUAAUCCGUUGUGACGUAGCCCCUGGAACAAACAGUCCCGGAUAAUUUGGUGGAAACCGUUGACUGUACAUAAAGAUGGACGAUCAUCUCCACCUCUUCCAGAAAAAAAAUAGCUCAGCCAAAAUAUCCCUGCGAUGGGCGCUGACAUAUCGCACUAGUGAGGUCAUUUGGAGACAAAGUUGCGCAGUAGACUCUGCCAUGAUAUUGACAUCCCGCCCCUUCUGAAUAAUCUAAACACACAUUUAAAUUGAAACAGGAAAGAUCCCCCAGGUUGGUACAGUCUAGAGUAGAAAACAAAUGUUUUAGCAGAUAAUCACAAUUAUGGAAUUUGAAUGAAUAGUGUCAUUGCUGUGUUUCUCUUCUUGCUGCUCCUCCUCUAAUCUGGCAUUUGUCAACAGAGCUGUCAAUGAUGGCGUUAUACCACUUUUUAUAGCCUCAAAAAAAUAAUUAAUUUAACGCAUGCACAUACAGUAAAUGCUCCAAAAUCCUCCAGCAGCAAGGAAGUGUGGACAACAGGACAUGAGGAGUACAAAAGAGAAAUCCUUCCUGCAUCUCAUCCCAUCUCCCCCAUCCCAUUUUUCUGAACAAGUACAGUCUUUAACCUGCUCUUUUGUAAAGCGUCUCGAGUUAACACUUGUUAUGAAUUGGCGCUAUACAAACAAUGAUUGAUUGAUUGAAAGCGUUAUGAUAAGGACUCACUUUGAAGAUAGAAACUAUAUUUGAGAAAAACUACCUUUGAUGUGUAUUUAGAUUUUAUAGUUUGGCUCAUGUCUCAUCUUUUAACACGGAGGAGCCGGCAUUAUAACCUUAUACUGCAGCCAGUCAAUAGGCGGAGCUCCAAAUGUUUUGGCUUCACUUUUGGGGCACUGUCAUGUUGUCCAUGUUUUUUUGCAGUCUUAACGCAGCCUAACGUGUUGUACUUGAACUUUUGAUGUGGGCAUGUUUUAAUAUUCUAUUUUAAUACACCACAGGACGAAAGAGUCAAUGUGUCGGCACAGAAUAAAUACCACUGAAGUUUAUGUGUAAGCUUAGUAUUAAGAGACCUCACUGAACAGUUAUUUUUUUUAACUUGUCUGUUUACAUCACUUUGUCUGAAUGAGCAGAUAUUUCCUUAACUGUGUUUUAGCAGGGAACUCCUCUGAAUGAACGCUCACCUUUACACCCGUUUUUAUACCACCCAUUAGCAUGUUUUUUUAAAAUCAUGUUUUAAAUGGAAGUGUGUCUUAGAUUCAAACGUAGCUCAAAGUUGUAAAGAUGUGUGUACUUGCAAAAUUAGCAAGUCGUGUUAUUAGCUAAUUGUUAAUAGCUGGUGUGCUUAAAAGUCUUUGUUCCAGAUAUAAUGUCAUUACCUCUCUGACCUGCUCCCAGCCAUGUCGGCCAUGACACUUCCUCCGCUCACGCUAAUGAGACGAGCUCUUUUCAUGUCUUCAAUUACACACGCUCAUUUCCUUUGUGUCCCUCAGGACCAUAUUUCUAGAUUAUAGAUGACACUCCCCAGUCCCCUCAGAGACUGGUGUGUGUCUGGAUGUGAGUAGUUACACCACUGAUAGUAUUUAAUGUCUGCUGUUUAAUGUGUUCAGCAUAUGUAGUGCUUCUACUGUAUUUCUGUGUGAAUGCGUCAGUGUUAUUAUAUUUAAUUAGCAUUUUGUUGUGACCCUGGUUUAUUUAAGGUGCGCUCAUGUGUUUUAUCUCUUUUGUUUUUCAAGAUGUUACCUUGUUGGUGCCAUGAUGGUUUCAUGCUCUCUGAAAAAUGUUGAAUAAAUCACUGAAAUCUGCCA